AUGUUCCAACCAAAUGAUGACCCUAUCGCCAUAUUACCUCUUUUCAAGAAAACAGCGUCAACAGAUUGGUUCGAGAAUUCCGAAAUGCAAUUUCAAUUGCGAAACGUGGUGUGUAAAACAAUAAGAUUCUAUCACGUAAUAAUUUUCCUGCCGUUGGAUAUAGUCUCCAAUUUGUCAUUAAAAGUGCAAAGAGGAACAGAUUACGACGCUCUAAAAGCAGAGUUAUUAUCAACGUUCAAACAAACCAAACCAGAGAAAUUCCAAGAAAAAGAAUCUUUUAAAAUAAACUUGAAUCUGAUGAAUGUAAACAAAAUUGAAGAGAGGCAGCCACCAAAAGAGUCCAAUAAAAUAAAAGUUGUCCUGAGCAAGAACAAAGAUGAAAAUGACAUCCAACAAUCACAACAGCAAAAUGCUGAGCAGAAUGUUACCAUCCCAUCAGCAAAUUCACACAUGAACGAUUCUCUCCUUCUAGUUCUUUCUCUUCCUUCUCCUGUUCAACAGCAGCAGCAACAAGAUCAUCACAGAAAGAGAAAAGCAGAGCAUAGUUCAUCGUCCUCACAUACAUCUCAUUCUAGAAAUCGUUUGCAGCUGGACAGAAGGUUGCAUGAGAGGCCAGAACAAAAUUUGAACCAGCAACCAAAACGGCAACCGCGUUUUCAGCAACAACGCCAUCAUCAACAUCUCAUGAAACAAGAUAAAUGUCAACCAAAUUAUCAGCGACAAAAACAUCAUUACGAGAAACAAAUUCAACAAAACCAGCAACAUCAGACACAAAAUCUACUGAAGCACCAGAAACAGCAACAACAACAUCAGGCGCAACAACAACACAAGAAACAAGACCGAAUCCGAACCAACGACCCAACACUCCAGAAAAGGGAGGCGAAUAACAUUCAACAAACGAAAUGA
Molecule: messenger RNA, 906 nt
Organism: Helobdella robusta
Lineage: Eukaryota; Metazoa; Annelida; Clitellata; Rhynchobdellida; Glossiphoniidae
Exons: 2
Coding region: 1-906 (301 amino acids)
Source: RefSeq, a predicted model, not a curated record